CGAAAGGCACAGGGAUAUACAGUAUGUUCUCGCAUCAUACAAACAAGACAAUCAAGUAAGUCCUGUUUAGCCACAAAAGAGUCAAUCUAUGUCAAAUGGAUAAGAGGAAGAAAGGAUCUGGUAAAGAAUUGCGACUGAUGGUGGUAGGGAGCAGUGGACCCUCCCAGUUCCAGCUAACCAAUUCCAUACUAGGAAGGGAAGAGUUUGCCAAAGAUGUCAACAGCAUUUCCGCCAGCCUGAAGAAGACAGGAGAGCUGGCUGGAAGACGAGUGGUUGUGGUGAAUGGACCAAACAUCUAUGAAAAGGAUAUAUCUCAUGUAAAGAGGAAAAUGGAGCUGAGAAGAUCUAAGUGCUUAUGCAUACCCGGUCCUCAUGCCUUUCUUGUUGCCUUUGACAUGGAGAAUAUCUCCCUAAAUGACAUGAAAACGGCCAGACUCCUGAGGGGACGGUUUGGAAGAAACUGUGAAAAACACUGCAUGGUUCUCCUGGCCUACGAAGGACACCAGGAUAAAGCUGCUUUGGAAAACAGGGUGAAGAAGACUGACUGGUAUCUGAGAGAACUGAUCGAGGACUAUGGCGGACGCUUUCACGUUUUCAGCAAGAACUGGAGAGACCGAAGUCAAGAGCGAGAGCUCCUGCAGAAGAUAGAUCUGAUGGUGGCUUCGCUUGGGGGGUGUAACUUCUACAGCAGAACCUUCAGAAAGGCGGAAGGCAGUGUUCAGAAGGAGGAAAAGAGGCUGAGGAGGCAGAGGACAGAGGAGAUAGAAAGGACAUGGGACGAGAUGGAGAAGCACUACGUGGCAGAGGAACUGUGUUUCCAGAAGGAUACUUACAUUACAAAGAUUAGCGCAGAGAUCCGAGCCAAAGCAGAGCUCGACAACGGAUGGCUCAGAACAUCCCUGGCCAGAGGACUGGGGACAGGUUUGGUCGUGGGGGCUGCGAUUGGGGCACUCUUUGGAUCUAUUGAGGGCCCAGGGGGGAUGGUUUUCUUUGGUACAAUAGGUGGGGCAGUAGGCGGAUCGGCAGGAGGAACUGCCCAGGUGGCAAUAAAGCACAUGGAAAACAGAGUGGCCCCACCUGCCAGAUAUAACUUCAAUUCAAUCUUCAUCAAUCGCUUCUUUGCAGCUUCCCGCAACUGACGGUGCCAUUAGAUUACAGCUCCAACUUCCGUCAGAACAGAAGAUACCUUUUAAAUGUCAGGAAAAACCUCCUCCGAUGCUUAGGAUUAUAGGUCACAUAGCCUAUUAUAACUAAUAUGAUGUCAUUGUUUAUUGUGAAUCAGACUUCAGUCCUGCAUUGUUUGUUCUUCUGGGAGGUAGUUUAUCGAAAUCAAAGCUUUUGUGUAAUUCUGAGGAGAUCUACCAUAUGUAUAAAUACAUUUUUAAAAGAGUUCAGCAGUUUUUUGGUGCGAGUCUUCUCUUUUUUAGCCUAAAGCAUUUCCUGGUGUCUAACAAUGAGUAAGUUAAAGUGUGGCUCACCUGACACACUGGGUGGAGUCUGAUAUUUACCCUCACCGCCCCUUUGCUAGACAGCACACAUACCUGAAUGCAACUAUUCAGUGGGAACAGGUGCAGCCUCUUUACAGGUUUUACUUGGAACACUGUGUACAACAGAUACUCUGCGGAAAAGAUCGACUGGCAUUGAGUAUGGCCACCACCAUCAGUCUCCUCCCCGAAAAGCACUUUUUGUGUUCUCUGUGUAGAGGCAUCUUCACCAACCCAGUGACUACACCAUGUGGCCACAGCUUCUGUUUGUCCUGUCUCUGCCAGUACUGGUCACGACACCUGUCCAGGUACUGUCCCGACUGUAGGAGAGUGUUCACUGACAGGCCUGACCUCAGUGUCAAUCGCAUUCUGGCAGAAGUGUCUGACAAGUACAGGAAGGCUCAACCUCAGAAACCACCUGAUGAAGAGAAGGUUAUAGAUGUUGAGCAAAUGAUUCAGGAAAGGCUGCAGAAGAUAGAAAGGCUGAAAAAGUCUCUCGACCUUCAAAAGAGCUCCUACCUCCGCGAGGUGCGGGAAAGCCAGAAAGUCUUCUCUGCUCUCGUAAACGCCAUGGAGAAAAGCCACAAAGCAGUUGUAGCUGCCAUUGAAGAAAAACAGAAAGAAGAGGAGAUGAAAGUGGAGAAGUAUAUAAAAGACAUCAAACAGGAGAUCCAGGAGCUCAAAAGUGAAUCCAGUGAAUCGGAUCCUCUGGUUUCUGGUGACCAAAAUGAUGACCCAAAGCAAGUUGUCAUGCCCUCUGAGAUGAAAGACUGGUCCAAGGUUAUCAUUGAAACAGACCCAUGUAUUGGAGUCACCAGAAGAGCAUUGUCAGACGUCCUGGAGAAAAUUAAGGUUGAAGUCAACAGACUUGCAAAAGCUGAACUGAAAAGAACAGAAAAAUACACAGUGGAUGUCAGCCUCAGUGCCAAAACUGCCCACCCCUUCCUUUACGUCUCAGAUGACAGAAAGCAGGUGAGGCACACUGACAAGCUCCAAGAAGUGCCAGAUCAUCCAAAGCGCUUUGACCGUGUGGCCAAUGUGCUGGCCAAAGAAAGCUUCUGCAGCGGGAGGUACUACUGGGAAGUGGAAGUCGGGGAUAAGAUUGAAUGGAACCUGGGUGUUGCCAGACAGUCCAUAAACAGGAAAGGCAAGUUCACUGUCUGCCCUGCCAAUGGUUUCUGGACUUUAAGCCUGAAGGCUGGAGGCCAGUAUAUCGCCAACACCUCGCCUGUCACCUCGGUGGCUCUGGAAAAUCGACCCAGGAAGGUGGCCGUCUUCCUGGAUUACACCGAAGGCCGAGUUUCCUUCUACUGUGUAGACUCUGGAGUCCACAUUCACACCUUUAUGGAUAAGUUCACUGACAGACUGCAUCCGUUCUUCAGUCCCGGUCGCUUGCACGGUGGCAAAAAUGCAGCUCCCUUGAUCAUCUCUUCCAGUUUUUGUAGCAUCUGAACAGCUGAAUGUCUUUUUCACUAUUUAUGUAUUAUGGUUAGUUUAUAUGUACUUGUGUGUGUAAAUUAAUUAAAAAAUGAAUUUGACAGUCCCCAUCGAACCACAUAUUGGCAAUGGACAUUGACAAAGAGGGCGUAUGAGGACUGACUCCUUGAGAUCUUCAGUGACAAACAUAAACAGAUUGAAAAGAAAGAAAACCAUUAUAGAGGAGAAAAGGCUCCCAUAAGUGAACAAAUGAGUGAAAUAAGAGGAGAAAGAAGGGAUUGCUGGCUGGAUGGACGUGUGGGGCAGCAGAGUUGGGACAGAGGUUGACGAGGUGCUGGGAGGGAGGGCACAGCCAAACAGCAGGGUAUUGUGCCCGUCCACCAGGCACUGGGAGACACACUCAAACACAUUCACACACUGACACGGUGGCGCACACAAGCGCAUGCUUCUGCCCACUGCCACAUAGACUUGUGCUGGCAUCUCAGCGGGCAGCCCCAUCCUCAGUCCAGUUCAGUCCCGGGCACUGAAGUCGACCACUUGUCUUAGGCACACUUCACCUGAACUCUCUUUCGGAGCCUCCCAGCUCUGUGGUCUUCCUGUUGACUGAUCUGAAUACUCAGGGCGUUCACAAAUCCAGACAUCCACUGCUGGAAGGACGAGUAAAUAGACACUGACCUGUGGACCGCCAUCAAGGAGACGCAGCAAAAGACUGGGACACUUGAUUAGAGGUCACCUGUCCUCAUCUAAACAAAGCUGACCUCAUCGACAACAUCACUACAGACUGAGAAUCCAGAAGUGGACCCCAUUUCCAAAUACACAAACUGUCCCCCUUUCUUGUGGGACAAUAAGUGGACAUUCUGCAAAAGAGACUGAUACAAACCCAGAGACAUCCAUCUGCGUCAAACAACACCUUUACCAUGGCAACCACGGGCAUGCAGUUGCUGGGCCUGAUUAUGUCCAUCGCGGGCUGGGUGGGAGGGGCGGUAGUGGUGGCUGUCCCCCUGUGGAGGGUCUCUGCCUUCAUCGGUAACAACAUAGUGACAGCUCAGAUCAUUUGGGAGGGCCUUUGGAUGACAUGUGUUGUGCAGAGUACAGGUCAGAUCCAGUGUAAGGUGUAUGAUAGUUUGCUGGCUCUGCCCAGUGACAUGCAGGCUGCCCGUGGCCUCACCGUGUUCUCCAUCCUGCUCUGUGGCUUGGCUCUGACUCUCGGGGUCCUUGGAGUCAAAUGCACUAAAUGCAUAGGUAUAAACAGCCUCAAGGCCCGUAUUGCUCGUAUUUCUGGCGCACUUUUUGCCAUUGCCGGGUUCCUGUACCUUGUGCCCGUCUGUUGGACUGCCCAUUCCAUCAUCAGGGAUUUCUAUGACCCACAUGUGGCGGCUCCACACAAGCGCGAGCUUGGCCCUGCACUUUACAUUGGCUGGGGAGCGUCAGCCUUUCUUCUGAUUGGGGGAUCUCUGCUCUAUGCAGGGUCAAGUCCCCCUGGCAUUCCAGGCUCUCCCACCUUCAGCAGUGGAGAAAGUAGUCCCCGCAGGGCACCUGCCGCACAGGUCAAAGGUUACGUCUGAAUGCCAUCAAGUUCCACAAAUUCCCCCCAAAUGAAGACAAGCCUUUAGUCGUUCCUUUUGAAAAUUCUCUCUGUCAUUAUUUACAUGUAAUGUUACUCCUGUUUGUUUUUUUCCUUUGAAACGACAGAGGAGGCUGUAUGGGGAACUUUUAAUUUAUUUCACCGUUUCAUAUCUGAUAUCAUUCAAUAACCGUUUUUUUUGUGUCUGUAAAAUCCAAUAAAAAGUUAUAUCCUCUGCUGAGGAAAAAUGUGUGAGUUCACAUUUUUACAAAUAUAAAAACUCUUUAAAGAAAUCUCAGUAUUUUUGUGUUUAUUAAGUAUAGUAGUUGUAUAGUACUGCACUAAUAAUAACAGGUUUUAAAAGAGAAAAAAUAUUCAUUUUUAAACCCUUCUCCUCUUCUGCUUUUCCUGACUUGAGAAGAACAAUAGAACAAUGGAGAUGUUUGUACAUUUGCUUGUGGCGCUAUACUGUUGAGAGGAGUGUGUGUGCGUGUGUGUAUGCUGCAUGUUGUCGUAUCUUCCAUCUCUCAUUUCCUGUCUUGCUUACUCUGUAUCAGGGCAAAGAAAAAUACAUAGCUUCUAAUUCCCUGUUUAAAUAUCCCGGUACUCUUUUACAACAGCACAAAACUUAAACAAGCUGAUCUCAAAGCUCUCUAUGAAUUUACUCAACUAAAUUCCAAGUUUAAUUAAAAUAUUGUAGAUAUUCCACCUGGUAAUGCGACAUUGUGCAGAAACAUAGUCAACUCUGAAUGCACUGGUGUGCAUCAUCAGUUCAUGCCUUUCCACCGGUCAUGUAGGUCAUUAUAAGGGACAUAGGAAAACAAUAUUGUGAGAUAUUGUUCCAUUCCCUCAGACAGAACUCUUUUACCAUGGAUUAUAUAAUCAUCAAUAGACAGUCAAAACCAUUUUAGUGUUUGUUGUUACCAAGAGCUGUCACUUUAAAUGUUGUUUCUAAAAAGCUGAAACAUUACCAGACAAUGUGCUGCAAACUUCAAAUGUUGAUCACCAGUUUUUUUGUAAUUUCUGGCUGUGAAAACAGUAGACAGACCAACACAAUACCACUGUACAGAGCAUUACUGCACCCCAUUAACAAUGGCCGCCAGUGUUCCAAGUGCCAGGUAGUGACUCAUAAAUGACCUAAGUGGGCCUGUAGCAGGGAUGGUAGAGUAAUGCUGUGAAUACUCCAAGUCUGUUGUAUUUUACAGUCUUCGAUGAUGCCAACAUUGCUCUUGUGACAAUAAUAAAACUGAAUCAUUCACGUAUUUGCAGGGAGUUCAGCCAUCUACAGUAGUAGACAAUAACAACUCACCUGAGAUCUAAUUUUAGUCACACUUUCAAUCAAUUCAAUGAUUAUAAAGACUACUUUUUGAAAGUGUAAUUGAGUGUUUGGGGAAAAUGUUGCAUCACUAUAGUAUAAAAAGAGCAUGUUUAAUACACAAUGGCCUUUCCUUUGUCUCUGAAUUAGGUUAAGGUAUUUAGAAAACAAAUGCACACAAUUAUUGCAAGUUUGAAUAAUAGGGUUGUGUAUUUUUCUCGACAUAAAA
Molecule: messenger RNA, 6029 nt
Organism: Menidia menidia (Atlantic silverside)
Lineage: Eukaryota; Metazoa; Chordata; Actinopteri; Atheriniformes; Atherinopsidae
Source: the annotation of a GenBank genome assembly